CAUCUUGGAGAGCGGCUUUUUGCCACGGAGUUUGGCUAUCAAAGACGACCACAAUGUCUGACGUUGAACAACAGUAUAUGGAAACCUCCGAGAAUGGGAACGAAGAGGAGGAAGAUUUAAAUGGAGCAGAGACGGCAGAACUGCCCGAGACGGAAGAGCAAGAACAAGAGCAGGAGCAGGAACAGGAGCAAGAACCAGAGGCAGAGCUAGAGCUAGAGCAAGAGCAAGAUCAAGAGUCAGAGCAACAGCCGCUCACGGGCGAAGAGGCAGCGGUGGAGGAUGAGUCACAGAACGGAGCAACAGAGGGAGGACAGAUUGACGCGAGUAAAGGAGAAGAAGAUGCAGGUAAAAUGUUUGUUGGUGGACUCAGUUGGGACACAAGCAAGAAAGACCUUAAAGAUUACUUUUCAAAAUUUGGGGAAGUGACUGACUGCACAAUUAAGAUGGACUCGAACACAGGACGGUCGCGUGGGUUUGGGUUCAUUCUGUUUAAAGAUGCAGCUAGUGUUGAGAAGGUACUCCAGCAAAAGGAGCACAGAUUAGAUGGACGACAGAUUGACCCAAAGAAAGCAAUGGCGAUGAAAAAAGAACCAGUCAAAAAGAUUUUUGUCGGAGGCCUUAAUCCUGAGACAACAGAAGAGAAAGUUCGAGAGUACUUUGGUACCUUCGGAGAGAUCGAAUCUAUCGAACUUCCCACAGACCCAAAAACAAACAAAAGAAGGGGGUUUGUCUUCAUUACUUUCAAGGAGGAAUCUCCUGUCAAAAAAGUACUAGAAAAGAAGUACCAUAAUGUUAGUGGAAGCAAGGUAACAAACGGAAAGGAAGACCUUUGUGAGAUUAAAAUAGCCCAGCCCAAGGAGGUGUAUCAGCAGCAGCAAUACGGUGGCCGCGGCAGCUACGGCGGACGGGGUCGAGGUCGAGGUGGCCAAAACCAGAACUGGAACCAGGGUUACAACAACUAUUGGAACCAGGGCUAUGGAAACCAAGGCUAUGGCUACGGAGGCCAGCAAGGCUACAGCGGCUAUGGGGCUUAUGGCAACUAUGACUACUCAUCUGGUUACUACGGAUACGGAGGAGGAUAUGACUACAGUGAGUACCAGGGCAAUACAAGCUAUGGGAAAAGUCCAAGACGUGGAGGCCACCAGAGUAGCUACAAGCCAUACUGAUCACAUGUAGUGCAGGAUUAAAGUGAGUCGAACCAAGAGCCAAUGGUGCAGCCGCAACAGCAGUCCACGCCGGACCCCGACUCUUUCCCUCUGGGCAUAACCAUACUCCUGCUCAAUUUGUACAGACAGCUGAUGAAUAAGGGGAAGCAACGUCACUUUUUCCACUCUUUUAUUUUAUCCUUUUUUUUUUUUUUUUUUUUUUGUCCAUACAUUUCCAGCAGUGGAAGUGGUAUUUUUACUGUACUUUUUGGUACCUUUUUUGAAUCUAAUGUAUUGUAUGGUUGUAUUUUACAUGUCAAACUGGAUUUGCCGUAAAUGAGAAUCGGGAGACAGCAGAGCUUUUUGAAAAUAAAACCAUUUUGAGUAAUUUUUUUCCAGUGUUUCUAGAUUUGCUUUUUUUUCCACAGUCGCUGCAAGUUGCAUGGCUGCAAACCAGUACAGAGUAGGGGGAGGGGUGACCUUAAAAGGGAUUGAGCUAGAUCGAUUUCAUUGUAAGAUGUCUAGUGAAUGUCAGCAUUUUGGGUAGUAGACAAUUGGCAUUUUUCUAUUGUUUUGGUUUCCUUUUUUUGUUUGAAGUUUUAGCUUUGGAUUUUUUGACCUGCGUUUAAGUGGCUAUGAUGGUAAUUGAUAAAGUAUCUUACAGCCUGCAAAAGAAAAUUGCAAGAGGCCUUGACAGCCUUUGACCGGAAUCUCAUUCCUAUGGUGUCUUUGACAUUAUUAGAAAUAAACAUUUUGUUUAUAA
Molecule: messenger RNA, 1908 nt
Organism: Chanos chanos (milkfish)
Lineage: Eukaryota; Metazoa; Chordata; Actinopteri; Gonorynchiformes; Chanidae
Product: heterogeneous nuclear ribonucleoprotein A/B
Exons: 9
Coding region: 54-1166 (370 amino acids)
Biological process (GO): regulation of gene expression
Cellular component (GO): chromatin; nucleoplasm
Molecular function (GO): RNA binding
Source: RefSeq, a predicted model, not a curated record